AUGCCCUCUGCCUCUUACUGUAUCAAAGAAUUCGAACACGCAAAACACAUCCCACCUGAUCCCGAUCUCGUAAAUGCGAAUACUAGCUUGGCUGUGCUCCAUGAACUUGCGUGGAAGAAACAAGAUGAAAGCGCACUGUUUCACAAGGAAACCGUUCGACGCGACGAACUUAGGAUGAAGAAUGUCCAAGUUCGCGAGUAUAUGACUGUGCUCAAAUGGGAACCCAAUACAGCUUUCCUCAAGAUGAAUGAAGUAAAGGGGAUCCUAAUCAGGGAUGCAUAUUGUCGGAUGAUACAGACAGUCGAGUCCAUUUUGUGGCCAAAGCCAGAGGCGAAUGAGUCGUCAGAAGAGGCGAUGGAUAUUGACUUGGAUCCACAGUAUAAUCCCUUCAAGGCCGAUCUCCGACCAUCAGAAGACGUGGCCUGUGUAGUAGUAUCUGGUGGACCUGGUAUUGGAAAAACUUUAUUCAUUGUCCACGUUCUUACAUUGUGCCUCCUUGCUCGUCGACCUGUCGUAUGGCAGGACGCACCGAAUGAGGUACUCGUGUUUGUUGAUGAAGGGGUUUACUCAGCUACGUUGAGCGGGGCCCUGUCAAAUUACAUUCCCAAUGGUGCUCUCUACCUAUCCGAUUGCGCUCCAGAUGUCCCAACUCCGAACCACGGCUUAGUGAAGAGUUUAGUCACAUUGAAGGGGGCCAGACUCUUGCAUUUUGCAUUCCCCCGCCAGCAAAACAUUGCAGGCUUCAACAAGUUUCCAUUUGAUCAUACAAUAGUGUAUAUGGAGCAGUGCACUCCAGAAGAUCUCGUCUGUUGCCGACAUCUCUGGUACAAUCAAAUCUCGGAACGAGAGAUCGAGGAGUUUAUUAAGCUCUAUGGUCUAUCAUGCCGUAAUACACAAAGGUACGCAAGAAAAUUGGUAAAGUUCGACGGGAUGAUUAGGAACAAGAUCACUCGCCUCAACGAAGCGGCGCUAUUUGACGCCAUUCCUCGAACAACUAGUGUCUUAGCAACAUCGGAAGAGGAGGCACGCGCCUUGCAUAAUAUAUUCUGCAUCCAACCACAGCCUACGAAUGUAGAGGAUUGCUCAAUAACGAUACAAACAAGACAUAUCUAUGAAAUGAUCCUUCAGCAUUUCCAGAAAUGCGAGCAGCAAUCCGCCGUUAAACUAUUCAAGAUAUUUUGUGUAAACUAUAAGUCAAAAGGUUGUGCCGGCUUCCUUCUUGAGGACUGGGUCAUUGGCAGACUUCCGAAAGGCGGUGAAUGGUGCUUGCAUGCUAUGGAGGUUGUGUCAGGAUCAAAGGCUGAGAAACGCUUGCGUUGGCGUGAUGUUACAAAUGGCAAUACCCAUUAUUUGCGCGUGGGACAUUGUGGUACAGCAACUGUGACAGACAGACGUGUCAAUGCUGAGCACUUUGACACUAUCCGUACGUUCGAUUAUGGAAUCAGAGGUACCGAUAAGGUGGAAGCACUACCGGAGACGGAUGGGAUUGGCUUACUAGUGAAGGAGAAUCAGCCGACCUACGAUUUAUUCUUUUGGAUUCCUCGGGAGAAGCGAGCAAUUAUGGUCCAAGUGACCGUAUCUUCGAGUCACAAUAUUGCUGGGAAGGGUUUGGAACAGCUGAAGAAAGCUGGCGCGGAGCAUCUUGAUCUUAUUGUGGUAACACCUGAACUGAAGGGGCGUACAAAGAAAGAUACUGUAGAGGUUUAUACAGAGAAGGCCAACAAGGGCAUGCUAGAACACAUUUAUCACCUUACUGUAUUUGAAACAGACAUGGAAAUGAUGGAAUAG
Fomitiporia mediterranea MF3/22 is the source of this 1788-nucleotide messenger RNA. RefSeq lists its product as uncharacterized. The transcript is spliced from 3 exons. The record is from RefSeq and is a predicted model, not a curated record. NCBI's taxonomy places the organism in Eukaryota, Fungi, Basidiomycota, Agaricomycetes, Hymenochaetales, Hymenochaetaceae. The coding region runs from base 1 to 1788 and encodes 595 amino acids.